CGGUUUCCUUUCACAUCCUCUACUAUCCAAGGCGAGAGAAAAAUACCCGUCUCCCUCCGUCUCCGCCGUCGCCACCACCGGCGAUGGGAAGCGAGUGCCCCCAAACCACGUCGACAUUUAUAAGCCCGUUCCUCUCCCUCCUCUGCCUCCUCACAAUCCGCGCUUUCUGCUCCUUCCCUCCCUCGUCCUCCUCGCUCAUUACCAUUAAGCUUGUGCGGAGAGAUGAAGAACUCGGUGUCGGAGCGGAGCUUCCUCAUCGAGAGCGACGACGAGGACGCCGCCGCCGUUGAGGACGGGAAGCGCGGCGGCCAUGGCGGCGAGGAGUCGGGCGACGAUGACGGCUCCGGGUCGGACUCUUCGUCGCCGUGCGACAGCCCGCGGGUGGUCGCGGCGCGGUGCGGCCAGCCGAGUUCCUACACCCAGCAAUGGCCGCAGAGCUACAGGCAGUCUAUUGACAUGUACAGUAGCGUGCACUCGCCCAACCUGAGUUUCCUGGGUACUCCGUCACUGAGCCGUUUGUCCAACUCCUUCCUGACAAACUCAUUUCGAGGGAAGCCACCGGAGAUCAUCUCCAGCCUAAUCAAGCCUCUCCUGCCAGCGAGCACCACUCCUACCAGCGAUGACCACCAGCAGCAGCAACAAGAGGACAUCCGGAAGAGCUCCCAUUACCUUCCACCGUCAAGGAAGGCAUCAUCUCUGGAGAGGAUCCCUGAGGACCACAGGCCUAUGGUUGGGGAACAUGAGGUGGGUCCCUACCGGCAGUGCUCCUAUUUUCAAGGGGUCAUGAAUGGAGUGAAUGUCUUAUGUGGUGUGGGUAUCCUGUCAACACCUUAUGCUGUCAAGCAAGGUGGCUGGCUUGGACUAGUGAUACUGGCGGUGUUGGGUGCACUAGCAUGGUACACGGGCAUACUUCUGCGGCGUUGCCUGGACAGCAAGGAAGGCCUUGAGACCUACCCAGACAUCGGACAUGCCGCCUUUGGCACCGCUGGCCGUAUCAUCAUCUCGAUAAUCCUGUAUAUGGAACUAUAUGCAUGUUGCAUUGAGUAUUUGAUAUUAGAGAGCGACAACUUGUCAAACUUGUUCCCCAACGCACACCUGACCAUAGGUAGCUUGACUUUGGAUUCGCAUGUGCUAUUUGCCAUCCUGACUGCUCUUAUCGUCAUGCCUACCACUUGGCUUCGCGAUCUCAGCUGCCUCAGCUUCGUUUCAGCUGGUGGAGUCAUCGCAUCUAUCGUUAUUGUCUCCUGCCUGUUCUGGGUUGGACUUGUUGAUCACGUUGGUACAGUCAAGAGUGAAGGGACGGCACUGAACCUUCCUGGAAUCCCCAUUGCCAUUGGGUUGUAUGGGUACUGCUACUCUGGCCAUGGGGUGUUCCCUAACAUCUACUCUUCUCUGAAGAAACGCAACCAGUUCCCAGCUGUUCUUUUCACCUGCAUUGCCCUGUCUACUGUUCUGUUUGCUAGUGCUGCAAUCAUGGGAUACAUUAUGUUUGGUGAAUCUACGGAGUCCCAAUUCACUCUGAACUUACCCCCAAACCUUGUGGCUUCCAAGAUUGCUGUCUGGACUACGGUUACAAAUCCAAUAACUAAAUAUGCACUAACCAUGACUCCUCUAGCCCUGAGUUUGGAGGAAUUGCUACCUCCAAAUCAGCAGACAUACCCAAACAUAGUAAUGCUUAGAUCAGCGCUGGUGGUAUCUUCCCUUAUUGUUGCUCUAUCUGUUCCUUUUUUUGCCUUUUCAGGACUUGUCAUGUCCCUGGUGGGAUCCUUCCUCACCAUGUUUGUGGCCUAUAUUCUACCAUGUGCCUGCUUUUUGGCUAUCCUUAGGAGUAAAGUGACCUGGUAUCAGGUAGCACUGUGUGUGUUCAUCAUUGUUGUCGGACUCUGCUGUGCUAGUGUAGGCACAUACUCAUCUCUUUCUAAUAUAAUACAAAAGUACCAUUGAAUUUCGCACUAGAAUUAUCUGGUGUUCAUGUAUUUAAGUACUAGCUUUUGUGUGGGUUUGGUGUAAAAUUGUUAUUCCCAUUAAACAAGUUGGAGAAAAUGGAUACAGUUAAGCAGGUUGUACAACCGAAGGAGUAUGUUAUCUGAGGUGGUCCUGAUGGCAGGGUCUGGCAGGUGACCUACCUUCUUGUAUCAUUUUUGCUAGUAUUCUGAGGGCUAUAUUUUCAGUUGUGAGGUUUUCAUAUCAUCCUUCUUAGCAACGGAUCGGAGUGAUGAGUAUCUUCAAAUGUAAUUUGCUGAUUCUGUUUGGUACUGGAUGACAAUGUCUGGGGAGAUGAAACCAGAAGUCGGAGAUGUAA
Panicum hallii is the source of this 2302-nucleotide messenger RNA. RefSeq names its product amino acid transporter AVT1B-like. NCBI's taxonomy places the organism in Eukaryota, Viridiplantae, Streptophyta, Magnoliopsida, Poales, Poaceae. The record is from RefSeq and is a predicted model, not a curated record. The transcript has 12 exons. The coding region runs from base 223 to 1944 and encodes 573 amino acids. Gene Ontology annotation, cellular component: plasma membrane.